UUUAGAGUAUAAAUAUCGAUGUAACGCCGAGGAUUUGAUCAGAAUUAAUUUGUUCGUCUUUCAGAACACAGCGAAAUAUUCCAACAAUUGCAAUCAUGAAGUGCAUCGCAGCUGUAGUCAUGAUGGCGCUGGCCGCUGUCGCCGAAGCUGGACUCGCCCCCCUUCUGUACGGGGCGCCACUGGCCCUUGCUGCCCCGCACACAACGGUGGUGCAGAGUAACUCGGAUGCCAAGUUUAUUGCCGCCGCACCAGCAUACGCCUAUGCUCAUGCACCGCUGGCAUAUGCUCCAGCUGCUCCGUAUUAUUACACCGCUCCAUUGGCCUACAGUGCACCGGCAUUCGUCUAUCAGAAGGAGGCUCGCUAUCUUGCUGCCAACCGAGGAGCGAUCCAUGAGGCCCCAUUGCCAGGCCAUGCUUUCUCCCAGCAACAACUCAACCUGGAAUCUGCGCCAGGUUCGGACUAAACGUUGCUGGUUAGCAUAAAUAGUUUGUUCCCCCAAAAAUAGUCAUGAAAUCAGAUCAAAAACACAAUGAGGAACAAUGAACAUUUAAAAGCAAUUCGUUCGAAAUACAAACAUUCGGCUACCAAUGUAAA
Molecule: messenger RNA, 595 nt
Organism: Anopheles funestus (African malaria mosquito)
Lineage: Eukaryota; Metazoa; Arthropoda; Insecta; Diptera; Culicidae
Product: cuticle protein 16.5-like
Exons: 2
Coding region: 96-464 (122 amino acids)
Source: RefSeq, a predicted model, not a curated record